Aphanomyces astaci is the source of this 1407-nucleotide messenger RNA. RefSeq lists its product as hypothetical. The record is from RefSeq and is a predicted model, not a curated record. The transcript has 4 exons. Lineage: Eukaryota; Oomycota; Saprolegniomycetes; Saprolegniales; Verrucalvaceae. The coding region runs from base 1 to 1407 and encodes 468 amino acids.
AUGCCGUCAACGCCAUCAGAGGGGGACGUCACGCCGAUCCCAGUCGGGGUAUCCGAGUUUACCCCCGACCACAAGUCCAUUCCAUCCGAGACAAUGUUUCGGAACGUGUCGUUCAGGCCGCUACGAGAGACGCAAAUCCACAAGAACGACAAAAAACUGUUUGCCUUCUACGCGGAUUGCCAAGAAUUCAUGCUAAGUGGUGUGAUGACCGAAGUGCGCUACGUUGUUAGCAGCGAGAACUAUCCCGACAUCGACACGUCGGGCAAGAACACGAAAGCCGAGGCCAAGGCUAUUGUGGCGUUGCGUGGAACAGUUUGCGACUUUGAAGGCGAACCAAAGUAUGAACGCAGGACGAAGUUACCUGCAAAUCUCCUUGUUCAAGCCGAGGACGAGUCGCACGACCUGACUGAGUGGGACAAGAAGUUCCUUGCGAACAGUUCAUUCGACGAAGAGACCAAGAGUGACGAAGAAACCAACGACGGCAGUUUGGCGCCGCAAGACGACGACGGCAGCGGGGACGAGUGGUCCGAGUAUGUGGACCGUGGUUGGAAGAAGUACGGGCACUACGACGCGACAGAAGACAUUGAAGGACUCGAAGACGUGGAAUGGACGUGCGGAGGACAUUACGCCGGGCUUACAUACCUCUACGAACACGAAGACAACAAGGACGACACGCCCGUCGACGAGUUGCGCAUUUCGGAAGAGUUCAAGCAUCUAUUCAAGGUCCCCGUCAAAGGUUUCCUGGCGUUCAUGCCGCUGGAGUUUUGGAAGGCCUUGGCGCUGCAAGCAGCGCAUCCGAAGGGCUACGUAGGUGGGCGCGAGUUCAAGAAAAGCAUCGAGCUGGUGGAAGUCAUGAAGUUUGUGGGCCUGCUUAUCAUGAUGAGUGUCGUGAAAGGUGGUGAGUACAGUCUGUAUUGGUCCAAGCCGAGUAUGUCGUUCCUCAUGCCGCUGAUGGAGAACUUCGGCCGCCAAUUGUGGGCGUGCAUCACAUUCAACGACGUGGUCGAGCCCGCAGACCCACUUUGGCGCAUUAGGCCACUCAUCAACCUGUUGAAGGCAUCGUUCAAGAACUUCAUCGUGGCCGGCCGCGAGAUCAGCGUGGACGAAGCAUGCAUUCCGUGUCGUUCAAGUUAUGCGCGUGCGCUUAUCGUCUACAAUCCCGAAAAACCUUUGGGCAAGUACCACUUCCGCAUUUACACGGGGGCGUGUGCAACUACGUUGUAUGUCUUUGCAUUCAAGAUCCACUCCAAGGCUGCCCGCAACUUCGACGAACCAGACGACGACGAUUACGGCGGCGGCGAUGAUAGCAAGGUUGACCCAGACUAUGGCGCGGAACACCUGCGGGGUGAAGUCAAGCCAAGCGUAUGGCGACAACACGACAUCGACAAUGGGAAGGCUCACAUAUAG